Trematomus bernacchii (emerald rockcod) is the source of this 3433-nucleotide messenger RNA. It is a transcript of the gene reep2, whose product is annotated as receptor accessory protein 2. The transcript is spliced from 8 exons. The record is from RefSeq and is a predicted model, not a curated record. Gene Ontology annotation, cellular component: cytoplasmic microtubule; endoplasmic reticulum tubular network; endoplasmic reticulum membrane. Bases 279 to 1181 code for a protein of 300 amino acids. Gene Ontology annotation, biological process: endoplasmic reticulum tubular network organization. Gene Ontology annotation, molecular function: taste receptor binding; microtubule binding. NCBI's taxonomy places the organism in Eukaryota, Metazoa, Chordata, Actinopteri, Perciformes, Nototheniidae.
CCUUUUUUGACACGUUUCCCAGUGAGGCCCUGGCCCUUUAAGAGCCAGCUCUUCAGCAGCGGUGAGAGCAGAGAGCUGAGUGAGCCGGAGACUGCAGCACAUCCUCAGCCGCUGCCCACCUGACAGCACCGAGCACUGGACAGCCAGCACCGGACAGCCUCCCGGUUCACAUCGAUAAUCACAGACCGCGUCCUGGUCGGGAAUGGGGGGCACCUAGCCCGCUAGCUAAAUAACUAGAUUCCCCUUGAAGCGGUAAAGGCUUUCGGAGCACCAGAAAGAUGGUUUCCUGGAUGAUUUCGAGGAUGGUUGUCCUUGCCUUUGGGACACUUUACCCAGCAUAUUCAUCAUACAAGGCUGUCAAAACGAAGAACGUGAAGGAAUAUGUGAAGUGGAUGAUGUACUGGAUAGUGUUUGCAUUGUUCACUACAGCAGAGACGGCCACAGAUCUGCUCCUGUCAUGGUUUCCAUUUUACUUUGAGCUAAAGAUUGCCUUUGUGAUCUGGCUCCUCUCCCCAUACACUAAAGGCUCCAGUGUGCUCUACCGCAAAUUUGUUCACCCAACGCUGUCCAACAAAGAGAAGGAGAUAGAUGAGUACAUAGCGCAGACCAAAGCCCGGAGUUAUGACACCAUGAUGAAGUUUGGAAAGAGGGGUCUCAACCUCGCUGCUAAUGCUGCUGUCACCGCGGCCAACAAGGGGCAGGGCGUGCUGUCGGACAAGCUGCGGAGCUUCAGCAUGCAGGACCUGACUCUCAUCAACGCUGAGGAUGAGCUGUCCCUGCACACUACGGAGACCCGCAAGAGACGGGACACCAUGGACGACAUGAGCUCAGGGGCCAGCACGAUGAGCUCAGGGGCCAGCACGAUGAGCUCAGGGGCCAGCACGAUGAGCUCGGGGGCCAGCACGCUGCCCCGGGCCAAGAGCACUGCUGCACGGCAGACCCGCUCCUUGGCGUCUGUGUCCCUUGCCGACGAUGCAUCAUCCCAACACGGCUCCGACCAAUCAGACACGCGGACUGAACACUCUGAUGAAGUGGAUGAAGCAGUAGACAAAGCCCCCAAACGCACUACCAGUGUCAAGACAACCAAGAAACCUGCUGCUAAGACGGAGACUCAAACCAAGACAGUGAAGAAGCCAGUGAAGAAAAAGACCACGACUAACAAUGCAGAGACGCCGCCAUGAGACCUGAUCCAUCCAGCGGCCGACACUCUCUCCAACGCAUAUACACUGUAUUUAUAUCAAGCACUGAAAAUGUGUCACUCUUGCAGUUUUUAGAAGUGCAGGUACACUGUCUGUGGGCACCCUUGGGUUGGGAGCAGUUCUUUAACAUUGGCUUGGUUGUUGCACAUUCUUUCCUCACGCUUUGCUUACUGUGAGCUCAUCCCAGAUUCAACAGGCGCCCAUGUUUUUUAGACAAGUUUUUAGUCUGAUAAUGUUUAGGCAUACAUUUAAUUAAUGCUCCGUUUUUCUUUUACCCCUACACAUCUGUCUGUCCCACAGAGCGUUAGCUGCCCAUGUUGCAGUUUUCCAGUCUCAUUGAUUCACCUCCUGUUGCUCUCAUUGUGGCAUUCUCAAUAGAGGCUGAUUUUGGGUGAAGUAACUCCAGUAAAUACUACAUUCUUUCUCCUUCCUCACUACAAUUGGCCCCAUUUUGUUUCUUCUGGGUUACUCCUGAAUGGUUCUUAAAAAAAACUCUCUUGGUGCUUUCAAGUCUGAGUCCUCAUCUGCACUUGACCAUGAUAGAAAUCCUGAGUUGUUGUUUUCGGUGAUCACCAGUUGGCUUUAAGUUUACAGUGCCUGAGUUUUUUUUCUUUUUAACUGAGGGGAAAGAAGGUGGUUGAAACAUCCUCAUUGCUGUUUCACACGUAAAGGUCGUCACUUAUAACUACUGCUCUGCUCACCCCCCAUGUCCUAGCUUAUGCAGUUGUCUUGCUUUACUGGAGGACUUUGAUCAAAACUGUUUUGGUUCUCUAUUUUAACUUCUUGCAUAUUGGGCAUCUCAGCUUGUGGAAGAGUUCAGCUUCCCUGCAGCGGCCUGUUUACCUCCUGAGUGAGUCUGACUCUGCUAAGUUAACGUCUCGCUCUCAGCAACUUGCUUCCUCACUGCUUUAAUAUGACUUUCAUCUCAUACAGUACUGCUGAUGGAGUGGUUUGUUUAGUGUUGGCUUAGUUAUCCUGCAUAUAGACUCCACCCUGUUAUUUAACACACUUCUAUUCUUUUGGUCAUAAGAUGUUGGUAAAAAGUAUGUUUGGUUGUUCAUAGCCAGGCCUCUUAGGGUAAAGCUGUAACCCCCGUUCAAUACAGUAGUCAUGUGAGCAACAUAUCUGCUUUCAUCACAGUAGAGGUGUGUGUAUUGUUUGUGUUCAACAUUAGAAAGUCACAGAGUAGCUCUGCACUUUCCCCCUCCUUUUCCCCAGCUGCGUGGUGACACUCUGCCUCGUUGUAAUAUGUAUAUCAUAACCAGGAUUAAGCGAAGCAAUAUGGAAAUAAUUGAACCAAAAUCAACAUCAGGAGACAGAGGAAUAUGUUUCUGAUCCCCGUGCUGUUGUUCCAGAUGUGGAGGAAGUGUCAGACCAGGCUCCAGGUGUUUCUCAACAUACUGGACUUGUGUUCUGUGGUGGGCUCUUCUGGUUGCCAGCCACUGCCUUUAUGGUGGUUUCUUCCAAGAGCUCUAAUGAGAGAUUUAAAAGCAUGAUACUACUUCUGCACUCAGCACUGCUGUCUGCAGAGUAACACUAGUCUGAACCCCUAGGGGGAGACAAACCCCACCUCAACUGCUGGCAGAGUUAAUAAAUAAGAUGUGAACACAAUGUAAAUAAUAAUCUUCACUGUAUAAACAGUAUAAGCUUGCUUGCCUUACUCAUUCUCUGGGCUUAAAAACAUUUAAUGUUUUAAUAAUUUGUGUGCUUUUUUUAAUUCUUACUCUUGACCAAUCUUAUGUUUUGAGACCUGAAGAAGCUGGAACUCCAGUGUGGACUUCUGGUGUUAGACGUCUUGAUUUUUGUAUUUAAUUUUUGUAUAUUUAACAUGUUUUUUUGUAUUUUCUUGUUGUUUUUAACUUCUCUUCCUCACAAAGUAGGAAAUAACAGACUGAGUAUAAACUGAUAUUUGCACAUAUCGUGCUAAGUACUCUACUCAGACCGGUUCUUAAGUAUUUAGGACCAACAGUCUGUUUACAACAUACAAAAGACAUGAUUUCUUAUCAGGAUUCAACCCUUUGUUUUGAUCUUGUGUCCAUGCCAUUUGCAGAAAUGUGUUAAUUUAUUUCCUCUGUUUGAAAUCAAUCCUGUAUACAGGGAUUUUCAUUUGUAUAUGGUUUGUGCCAAUUCUUAAAGCUCCAUGUGAAAAAUAAUUACAAUGUGUGCUGAGACAAUGGUAUCUGACAAGGUCAUGUAUCAGUAAUGAAACUACUAAUAAAGGAAAUCAAAUCAGA